Periconia digitata is the source of this 1084-nucleotide messenger RNA. NCBI's taxonomy places the organism in Eukaryota, Fungi, Ascomycota, Dothideomycetes, Pleosporales, Periconiaceae. The record is from the annotation of a GenBank genome assembly.
UAACAUAAUGGGCAGCUUCCCAUCAACACUCCCCCACAACAGACUGCACGAUAAACAAGAAACUCUACCAGACCAUGACGCAGUUCCACAAAGAAGUAUUUGGGGCUACCACGGAUCCAACCGAUACGACAGGGUUGUUGAUAGGGACCAACGUGCUUCACGGAUGGGCUCACGCUUCUUUGCAGGUGGUCGUGGCCGUGGCCGUGACACCCGUCCACCACUACCACAUCAACUACCACGACUACUACAACCACCACCUCGGGAUAUCAGCCCAGAGAGGAUAGCCGUAGAGAGAGAAGAUAGCCGGGAGAGGAGAACCCUGGCCUAUCAAUUGGCAGCCGAGAAUGAAGCCGAAAAACCGAAACGAAUGUCCCUACUACGGGCCAAGAGAGAAAAGAUCGAACGCGAGCAGGACGAUUGCGAGCGUGAAGCGGAGAUAUUGUACGAGCUGGCACGAAAAAGCGCUGAGCAGAGCAAGCGUGGGAAGAAUGGACGGCAGGGCCGCAGUAGAGGCAGCAGAAGCGGCGUUGUCCUCACUCUUCGCCGAACCUGGUCGAACGAGAUCAACGGCGUCGACAUGUCGAAUACACAGCUCGUUGUACUGCAGGAUGCCAUUCUUCCUGCUACAACUAGUCAGACUCGAGAAUGCACUGUGUGCACUUCAAAGCUUCCGCUCAUCAGUUUCCCGGCCGACGCCGUGACCAGCGACUGCACACACACACCAACAACUUGCUGGUGCUGCAUUCGCAAAUGGCUCAGAAGUAGUCUCCAGACAAAAGGCUGGAACCAGCUCACCUGCCCCGAAUGCAGCGCACAAUUGCAGCAUGCAGACGUAAAGCGCUGUGCCGACAAAGAGACAUUUGAGAGCUACGACCAAUUGGCCACAAAAGCAACAUUGGACCGUACCCGGGGAUUCCGGUGGUGUUUAGUCAGACGUUCGGGAAAGGGGAAACAGUUGGCGGGAGGUUGCGGGAGUGGGCAGAUCCACGGCACGGUGGCCAAGAUGAAAUGCGUUGGGUGUGGCACGGUACAAUGUGCUUACCACGGAGUGUUGUGGCAUGAGGGAGAUACAUGUAAGGAGUAA